This is a messenger RNA of Didymodactylos carnosus, 798 nucleotides long. The record is from the annotation of a GenBank genome assembly. Lineage: Eukaryota; Metazoa; Rotifera; Eurotatoria; Philodinida; Philodinidae.
AUGACAAAUAUAAAUGAAAAUAUCAUUGUUCGUCAAUUAAAUAUCAAUCAUCAACAACAAGAAAAUCUAGAAGAUUUUACUGUUAUAUGGAUUGAUUCUAAUAUUGAUAAAACUGAUGAUUGUAUUCAAAUAAGAGCUCGUCUUCGACUCCUAAUUAAUUAUCUUAAAACAUUUGAUGAACCAAACGAUGAAUGUUUAUGUUAUAUUAAGCAAAUAGUAAAUGAAAAAAUAUUUUUAAUUAUUUCAGGAAGGUAUAGUGAACAUGUUGUACCUUUUGUUCACGAUUUACCACAAAUUUUAUCAAUAUAUAUUUAUUGUUAUAUGAAAGAUGAUUAUCUUCAUCAAAAACAACAGCAGAAAAAAGUCAUUGGCAUUUUUGACAAUAUUGAACAAUUAUUGAAAAAACUUAACGAACAAGUCACUGAUUAUAAACGUAAUCAGUUAGGAACAACAUCAAUAAUAAAUUUAAAAUCUACACAAGAAUUUUCAAUUAAAAAUUUAUCAAAAAAUAAUGCAAAAUUUGUUUGGUUUCAAUUACUUAUUCAAAUAUUAUUUUUAAUGCCAAAAACAAAUGAUUCUAUUAAAGAAAUGAUUUAUGAAUGUCAAUUACAGUAUCAUGGUAAUGACGUUGAACAACAGAAAAUAAAUGAAUUUCAACAAACAUAUAAAUCAUCAGAUAGUAUUAAAUGGUAUACACGUGAUAGUUUUAUCUAUCGUCUGAUUAAUAAAGCACUAAGAACUCAAAAUAGGAACCAUUCGAAUAUCACAUUGUACAAUCAAUUUAUUUUUUUAGUAAUU